Vicia villosa (hairy vetch) is the source of this 807-nucleotide messenger RNA. RefSeq lists its product as uncharacterized. The coding region runs from base 1 to 807 and encodes 268 amino acids. The transcript has a single exon. The record is from RefSeq and is a predicted model, not a curated record. Lineage: Eukaryota; Viridiplantae; Streptophyta; Magnoliopsida; Fabales; Fabaceae.
AUGGAGAACACCUCAUUUCUUUUCCUUAAAAUAGCACAAAAUCCAUCUUCCUCUAAAUCUCCGGAGAACGACAACCCUAAAAAUCGAGACAAAUCAAAACAAACAGCGCUCCCAAAUGCUCAGACUAAUCCAAACUACACCAAAACCAAAACCUUUGCCAACGUUGUUUCCAAUGUCUGCAAUAUACCUCAAAGUCAGUUUCCAGUACCUUGCUUAAAAGGAGACAGGAUAACAAUCACCAUUUCAGAAGAGGAAUACAAGAUUGGUCUUCAAGCCUGCCGACACAACCUACAUGGUAGGAUUGUUUGGCCCAGAGGUUCUACUCCGACAACUGUUGCUAGCAUCAGGACUACGCUGCUUUCUCAAUGGUCGUUCUUAUCCAAGUGGGGGAUAACUUCGCUUGGUAAAGGUUUUUACGAAUUCUCCUUUUCCAACCUUGAAGAUGCUCGGAGAGUAAGGUCUGUCAACACUUGGAACUUGAACCCAGGUACUCUCAAGCUCUUUCCAUGGACAAAAGACUUUGUGCCAUCCAAUGUUAACCUAACCUCUGCCCAAGUCUGGGUAAGGAUACACGGUCUGUCACAAGAAUAUUGGAGACCUAACAUCAUUUUCGCUAUUGCCAGCAGCUUAGGGACUCCCAUUUGUAUUGACUCGACUUCUAGUAAGCCAGCUUUUGAUCGUUCUUUCGGCCAUUUUGUUAGGGUUCUGGUUGACAGAGAAUUAGCUAAGGAUCUUAUCUACAAAAUCCUGGUGGAGAGGAUAGGAUUUGCUUUCUUUGUUGAAGUAGAAUAUGAGAAACUCCCAUAA